CGUGGUCAGGCUAAUGAGAGGUAGCUGUCGCGGAGCAGAAGAAGCGCCACUGCGGCUUGUCUUUGAUUGUUGCUGGUUAAUUUAUUAGUUUUAACUAUUUUAGAUAUGGAUAUCCGCAAGCCCAGGAGCAGCACCCAGACUUCACCUUCCCUGAAGUUGUCAAAUGGCUUCAUCUUACCUGAGGGUAAACUGACCCCCAACGCCCUGUUUGUUGGUGGGAUUGACAUGAAGGUGGAUGAAAACGAAAUGCAGGACUUCUUUGCCAGAUAUGGUGCUGUCAAGGAAGUUAAGAUUAUCACAUACCGUGGAGGAAUCUGCAAGGGGUACGGGUUUGUUUACUUCAAUGAAGAUGUCAACAUUCAGUCAAUCAUUGAGCAACAGAUCAGUUUUAAGGGCCGGAAACUAAAACUGGGCCCAGCUAUCAUGAAAGAAAGGAGCGCACGUUCCAUGCCGUCCCGUCUGGUUGGCCCAGCUCCUUGGAUGAACCCCAUGCAGUACUACUACUGUGCUUGCUGUUCACCCAUGGGAGGGGGCAUGGCACAACCUUCACCCAUCCUCAAUGGAGGUAGCCCCUACAAUCAGCCGUAUUCGUACUCAAACUUGGGAGGGGUCAUGAUCCCACAGAUGCCAAUGAACUACGCACAGAACGCCUAUGCUUACCAGAACUUUGUGGACUGUGGAGUCCAGACUAUGCUGACUGUGUUGUAGUCCAAACCUCCUGCGCCCCUGCAAGGCACGGGCUACAGUGAGUGGAUGCAGACAGGAUGACAUCUUGAUGUGACGGACGGCAGGAAGCGACCCAACUCCUCAUCGUUUUCAGAAAUCCCUCUUCUCUCCUCCCCUCAACUUUUUAUGAGACCCAUUUUAACACCAGACUGCCGACGCUCUCCACUCAAAACUGUACUAGCUUGAUUACAGUCACUUUGACCACAACUGGUCGGUACUGCUGUCAUGUGUUCAGACCGCUUUUAAUUCGCAUGAAUCACAGAAACAGACACACAGGAAGAGCAGAGCACCUUCACCGUACCUGUUAAUAUAUGGGCUCACAACCUUUUUGUUUUCUUUUUCUUUGUCCCAAAAAAAAAAAAAAGCUGUAAAAGACUUUUAUGCUCACCUUUUGUGCCUAUUUAAUUUUUUAUGUUUAAUUUAUUUUGGACAUUAUUUUAAAUGUGUGUUUUUUUGGUUGGGCUAUUUUAGCCUCUGCGAGGGCUAUAUAAUAUCUAUUGUAACAAUGUCUUGACAGCAAUCUGGUGGUUUAAGCAUUGGUGAAGAAUUCCGAUUGAAUGCCCCUCUGAUGAAGACAUUUCAUUAACUUGUCCACUAAAGCAGCAGAGCACUUGUUCAUUACAUUAAUUUCAAACACUCACAUUCACAUUUCGGCCUUAUUUUUGUUUAAUUGGGUGUCGAUUUGACUAAUGAGCGAGCCUCAUCGGUAUCACUGUUUUUCUUGUCUUGGUCGAACACCAGGCUUUUCAAGUAGAAUUUCCCGGCGCAUGUUGUGGCACACUGAUCAUCUGUGUGCAGUGUGACUAAACCACCUGGUGGGAUUCACACAAAAUGACAAUCACGGCAUCGAUUUUCUUCCCCAGUAUGCAAUCACUUUAUAUUUUGAAAAUGAAGGACAUGAUUUAAAGUAAAGUGCUCUUAGUUUGGUUCAAACGUUCACUGUACAUGGUUCAUUUUAAGCUCUUUCUCAAAGGGGUAUUAUAUACUAGUUAUUGGUGAUUUUGCACUAAUAAUUUUACUGACAUUCAAUUACUGAAAAAAGAUUAUUUUAUCUAUAUAUUAUUUACAGAAAUUGCACUCUUAUUUGUCAUUUGUUGACGCAAUUCACUUAAAGGACAUUGUCAUUUGAAAGGGGCACAUGUGGUGUAUAUCACAGUUUGGACUUUCUAUUACCUACUUGUGUGUAGUUUUGUUUGGGCGUUAUUCUGGGGGUCUCCAGGGUGCAGAAAUCUGAUUGUCUUGAUAGAUGCUUUGCUCAGACAGCCUGCUGACUGCACCGUUAGGUUCUGUUCAUUGUUAGUGUUCAUGUUUUUCAGGGAUUUGUUUGAAAAAAUAAAAGUUAAAAUGUG
Labrus bergylta (ballan wrasse) is the source of this 2075-nucleotide messenger RNA. It is a transcript of the gene dazl, whose product is annotated as deleted in azoospermia-like. Lineage: Eukaryota; Metazoa; Chordata; Actinopteri; Labriformes; Labridae. Gene Ontology annotation, molecular function: translation activator activity; mRNA 3'-UTR binding. The record is from RefSeq and is a predicted model, not a curated record. Gene Ontology annotation, biological process: positive regulation of translational initiation; 3'-UTR-mediated mRNA stabilization. Gene Ontology annotation, cellular component: cytoplasm.